CGAAUUCCGUCUGCAAUUCCGAGUUGGACUUUUCCCAGUCGGAGUUCAUUUUUCCGAGUCCCAGUUGUCUUGAAUGCACUGAAGUAGGACAUUUCCGAGUUCACAGUUGUUUUGAACGCGGCAUAUAUGGAUCGGGCACACCUUUCUCACCUGAGACACUCGGAUUUCGACGACGGAGUGACGUAGUGCUACGAUAUGACAAAUGGGAGGAAGAAAAAUAAAAGUCAGACUCAUUUCACGCUGGCCACGUCCCUGGGUUAUCCACGGGUUUCAGAGUUGUGUUUCCUCUAAGAGAGAACCUUGUCGAAAAACAGAGCUUACUUUUAGCGACGUUGUUCAUCCAAUCGUAAUGAUGGACCCUCGGGUGUGCCCACCCUCACUCAACAACAGCCAAUCAUUGAUGAGCAGUCUGGACAAGUCUCCUUCUGGAGGAUUCAAGGCCGGCCACUCACGGAAUGACAGCGCUGGGUCAUCACGCAACUCCCGCCAGAACUCCAGGCACUGGGAGGUGUUGGAAGACCACAUGGACAUGGGUUCAGGGAUCGGGUCAGGGCUGGACAUGAGCAUCCCUGGUAUCUGUGAGGGCUUCCUGAUGAAGAGGAGGAAGUACCCUUUGAAGGGCUGGCACAAGAGGUACUUCCUGUUGGAAAAAGGGAUCCUCAAGUACUCCAAGACACAGCAGGAUAUCCAAAGAGGAAAACUCCACGGCUCCCUGGACGUUAGCCUCGCUGUCAUGUCCAUCAACAAGAAGUCCAAUCGCAUCGAUCUGGAUGGUGGAGACUAUUUAUACCACCUCAAGGCCAAGAACAAUGACUUGUUCUACAUAUGGCUGACCAAGCUGUGUGCCCAUCGUGUCUUCAAGAAGAACGAGGCCCUGGGUGUCCACCACGGAGUCCUCCAUGCCCUCACCAUGGGCAACAGCACGUUGUUGCCAGCCAUGGCCAGUCUAGCCCAGAGAAACCAAGCCGCCAUGCCAGGCAUGUACCCUCACUACGCCAGCUCUGCCUCGGUCUACCAGGCUGAGAUGGAGGUUCCGCCCACAGCAGCACCAGGGGUCAACGGCAAGGUGGCAGCAUGGCUCCAGCAGACCCACCAAUCAGAUACCUGCUCCCAAGAGCUAGCUCGUUCUCAAUUGGACUUGACUGAGUUGGCCCAGCUCAUCCAGAGGCUCAAUUGGCUGGAGAGUGGCCAGCAACCAAUCUCCAACAGUGACCUAGAGCGACGAAUCAACAUGCAGAAUCUGACCCUCAAUACCCCCAAGGCCAAGAAGGAGAGGAAGACGACAAACAAGAUAUUUGGUCACUCUCGCACCCUGUCCGGAGUCGAAGCCCGCAGCAUGGGACCGUUUACCUCCAGCCACCUGAGCACAUCGUCCAACCACCUGAGUGUGGGAGCAGCCUCGGUGUCGUCCAUCCCGGACUAUGUGUACUCCCAGCUCUCCAACCCCCUCAUAACCUCCCCUGAAGCCAAGAAGAUCCAGCAGGACAUCUGUGCUUUGUCCCAUAGGGUUCAUGCAUCUCUCAAGUCCAUCCACGAGGUGCUCGCCCUGGAACGUGAGCGGGUCCGACAGGCUUGGACCGGCCCAGACCUACGCUCCUCCACCUCCAAUCAACUGGCCACCCUGUGUAGCACACUGUCUGAGCUGGAGGUGCAGUCUUGCCAAACCAAAGUUCAUUCCCUGUCCCUUUCCUCUGGAUCCACUGGGGGUUCCAAGGAGUCCUACAGCACUGUGCGUCAGGACCAGAAUGCUGAGAAGACGCCCUCUAAGGGUUGCUCUGUGCAGCGCACCCCCUCGCUGGCUGACUCCAUGGCCGAGUACUAUGACGCCAGAGAUGUCGUCUGUGAGAACUCCUCUGAAAACGGAGAAGAGGAGUCUGAUGAGUCCGGGCUGAGUGACAUCACCACCACCAGUAACUCUGAGCCAGACGAGGUCCAUGCUUCCACUUUGCCUGCAGAGGCAAUAUCACCGGACCAACCGCAAUCAAAAGCCUCUGCCACCCUGAACUACCGCACCAGCGUGUCCAGAGCCCCGGACAUGGUCAGCACCGUGCCCACCAACACAGGCCGCCGCACCGUCCUGCCCGCCAACUGUGUCGACAACAGCCACAUUGGCAUCAUGACCAUCCUGUACAACAACAUUGGCAAGGACCUGUCACGCGUGUCCAUGCCCUGUGGCCUCAACGAACCUCUGAACCUGCUGCAGAGGGUGAGCGAAGAGCUGGAGUACUCUGAGCUUCUGGACAUCGCCAACAGCACAGAGGACCCCUUCGAAAGGAUGCUAUACAUUGGAGUUUUCUCCAUCUCUGGCUAUGCCUGGGCUACCUGGCGGAACCGCUACAAGCCCUUCAACCCCGUCCUGGGAGAGACUUACGAGAGCCACCGCAAGGAGCGCGGCUUCCGCUACAUCGCUGAGCAGGUCAGCCACCACCCGCCCUGCUCCGCCGUGCACGCAGAGUCUGAGAACUUCACCUUCUGGCAAGACCAGCAAUGGAAGAACAAGUUCUGGGGAAAGUCUUUGGAGAUCAUCUCCUCUGGUCCAGUGAAUGUCAAGUUGCCGAAAUAUGGGGAUCACUACGAGUGGAACAAGGUGGUGACCUGCGUCCACAACGUCCUGAGUCAGCAGAGGUGGCUGGAACACUACGGCGAGGUGACCAUCAGAAACACCAAGAGUGACCUCUGCACCUGCAAGAUCUCCUUCGUCAAGUCCCGCUACUGGACCUCAGAGACCAGUAAGAACGAGGUGCAGGGCCAGGUUCUGAACCAAGCGGGAGAGGUGGUCCACCGGUUCGGUGGGCUGUGGCAUGAGGGCAUCUUCUGCGACACCCUGCCUAACCCAAAGUGCAUCUGGAAGCCCAACCCUCAGCCUGAUGACCACUUCCAGUACUACGGCUUCGGUCGCUACGCCAGGGAGCUCAAUGAGCUGACCCCUGAACUCAAGAAGGUCCUACCUCCCUCAGACACCCGCUACAGGCCAGACCAGAGGAUCCUGGAGGAGGGAGAUGUAGCUGGGGCUGACAGUAAGAAGGAGGAAGUAGAGCAGAAACAGCGGGACCGACGAAAGGAGCUGGCCAAGAAGGGAGAGGAGCACGUGCCUCGUUUCUUCAGGAAAGAGCUGGAUGCGGCCGGGAAUGAGAUCUGGCUGAGCAACGGAACCUACUGGAAGAUCCGCAAUCAGCCAGGCUUUGCCAACACCAAGAACUUGGAUCUGUGGUGUUGAGUAGACCUGGCAGAGCCUCCUGUCAUUUUGGCUUCAUCAAUAGACUAUUACAGCCCAAUGAGACCACUGAACGCAGAUACUAAAGUUCCACUGACGGAUGAGGAGAGGUGAAGGGAGUCUUGACUGCACGGAUUAAUCAUUCCAGGGUGACUGUCUGCCAUGGAGAGAUGAAAUGUCAACAUGGAGUAGAUGAGGACUACUAUGGAUCUUUUCCUUCAAGUCUGAUGUUCCCACAUUGAUGCCGAUCUUCCACACCCCAGUGGCCGCUCUGGUGUCCGCAAAUAUAUAAACUGCCUUGAAAAUAACCAGAUUGAAAUUGGUUCAUGCAUUUAACUGCCAAGUUUACCCAUUGGUGGUCGGAGAUCCAACAUAGCGUUUGGAAUGUUACCUUGCGUGUUAUAGAGAUGCAUGAUGCUUUUUGUCAAUGUAGUAUGUCUAUAUAUUUAAACACUUUUACUUAUUGACUUUUUAGGUCUAUAUGCAGAUUUAUUUAAAUCAAUUUGUGAUAUCAAACGCUCACUCUGAAGAGGAACUAACCAGGCAGGGGAUUGUUUUUGACUGCUGUGAAUUAAUGGGGUUUUAUGGGUAAGAAGGGCUACCUCUUGCACUCUCGAUGGGUCUUACUGUGUUAUUGUAUAUUUAGUUGUCAUGUCGAGUUGUACAGUACUUUACAUCUUUUGGACUUGUUUUAAAUGACACGUUGGUUUGAGUCACUGAAUGCCUCACAUCUGUCUCCUUCCUCACCCGUUUUAAAGAACAGUGAUCUAUAUAACACUCACUGCUUUCCUUAGGUUUUUCCCCCUUGUAUUUCUUUAUCUAGAGUGAGUUUAUAGAUGUUUAAUGCUUUUUAGGGUUAUCUUUUCAACCUUGAUUUAGGUUGACGCUAUGAAGUAUUUUUAUGGAUGUUUCAACAGUGGGUUUUACGGAAAAGAGAACCAUUGUUACAUUUCAGUGUAAAAACAAUUGGAGGGCUAUAGCGGGAAUCGUCCAAAAUGAAUUGUUUUCUAGUCUAUUUUCAAAUAAAUACUGAACUUAAA
Salmo salar (Atlantic salmon) is the source of this 4254-nucleotide messenger RNA. The record is from RefSeq and is a predicted model, not a curated record. NCBI's taxonomy places the organism in Eukaryota, Metazoa, Chordata, Actinopteri, Salmoniformes, Salmonidae.